AUAUGGAAUGUAUGAGAUUUGCUCAAGCCCAUUUGAAGGUGUUGGUGGUCGUUUCAUGUUGAGAGGAGAAGGAAUGGAUGGAUGCAAAGAGGUGAGUGCGAUACCUAUUCUGUUUGAAUUUCAUGUUCAAUUUAGUGAACUGUUAUUCAUUUCGUUACACUAAUUUCUUCACUACAUUUUUCUCGCUGUGUUUCAAUUUUCAGGUAUAUUUCAAUGAUAUAUAUGGACAUCCAGCCGUAAAUUUCGACGACUUACAUCGUCAUCUUCCAGAACAACCAGUCGUGAAAUUAGAUUCGGAAAAUGUCAAGGAUGUAAUGACAGAAUUUUUCUUCCAGGGUGAAACGGAGAUGCUAAAAGUUACUUCGACUCUAGACAAAGAUGCAUGCCGUAUUUCAGACGAAAUUGUGAUUGGAUUACCUGAACGCAUCAUAAUUGGUGAGACCCAGGAUGAAACGAAUGGUACUCGAUACUGGAUACACAGUCCAAUCUUUCAAAUCCAAAACAAUCAAUUAGACAGUCCGCUAAAUGAUGGCGGAAAGAGAGCAGUCACGCUAACAGAAACAAAUCAUGUUUCCGAUGACCGAUUCAUAGCUAAAUGUUCCAAUGCUCCAAGAACCUUUCUCAACGAAGAUACAUGCCAAUUCUCUGAAGACGCUUGCUACGCCGCAGAAGGGAAAGACGUGGACUUCGAGCUUUCAGUUGAAAAUUUGGAAUUGAUUCACCAGAAAACAGGUGGUAAAGAUGGCAGUGAUACGAAGUACGUUUAUGCUGUGACUGGCUUGCGCAACGAUCCCGAAUGGACUGACCCUCCGUGUACCCCUGGAGCUCGCUCACGGUGGAUUGUGGUAGAUGACUGCAACAACCCUGGCUCUUCUUGGGACAGCACGACUAGAUCAAGCUUCGAAACUCUUCUAAGAAUGUCCGACGACACUAAUUCAUUCAUGAAAGACGUCUUUUUCCCCACAAGUGAUGGUGGUAUUGUUACUUGCUCGCCUGAAGAUUCGGAUAAAUUUGAUUUCAAGAUUCAAAUCGAUGGGAUAUGCUAUGAAAAUACCCAUCCAGACAAUCUUCAAGUCUACGAUAUGACGCAUUGGUAAGUGAACGUUUCCCGUGCAUAGUUUUUCUCAACAAUAAAAUUCGAUCUCAACUCAUUCUCUCCAACCGCGAUUCAACAGGACAUCUGACGCACAUCCCGGGAAUUUUAGAGAAAAUAAAAUCAAAGCUUUCGCGGAAACUAACACGACAUGGUAUCUAACAUAUCCUGACUGGCAUGAAAUGGAUCGCUGGCAUAGGAAGAAGGGUCUUUUUUCUUAUGUUGGUAGACUUGGUAGGUGCAAGUGAUGUCAGCAGCCCAAUUGGUAAAAAAAGAAGUUUGUUUCCGCUCACUAUCAUUCCCCUAUCUUUAAUUUUCGAACAGGUGACACAACUACAUUGAAGAGUCUCCCGCUGUCGCUGCAGAGAGAGGAUAUUGCGCAAGCGUUCGGAUCUGCCAGAGCAAUAUUUUCUGGUGGAGUGGUAGUCUGUGGUAGCCCAUUUGAAGUUGCAAACGUUGAUAAUGAUCAUGCCGGUCCGUUUGGAAAAGGUGGAUUCGAUAUGAGAACCCAUAAGAAUGCAACGACUGGUGGAGACUUUCGAACUCAAAGGGCCACUGUUUGGAAUUCAAUAGCCUUGUGGUCAAAAGAUCAGCUUCGUCAACGAAUGGCAUUCGCGCUUAGUCAAAUAUUUUCUGUUUCGCCCGAUGCCGUUGGUAGUCAGGAUUUCACGGAAUCUUACCUUUCCUACUAUGAUAUAUUUGUUCGACACGCAUUCGGCAAUUACUUUGAUAUCAUGAAAGAGGUGACAUAUCACCCCAUUAUGUCUCGUAUGUUGACUUAUCGUGAUGGUCUCAGCACAGGAUAUUCUAUUGUGAGAAAAAGCAUGUUCUUGACACCUGAUGAAAACUAUGCAAGGUGAGUUAAAAAAUGAAUAAUCAAGGAAUCCGGUACAAUCAUCCUGCAUAUCAACUCACUUCAUAUCUCAUUAAAUCACAGAGAGAUCAUGCAACUUUUUUCCAUCGGCCUUAAGAUGUUGAACAACAAUGGAACAAUUCAAGUCAAUGAUGAUGGCACUGAACCCCUGCCAUACACAAACGAAGACAUCGCUGAGGUAAGCGAGUCUUACUCGUGUUUGCUUUACACAUAGUAUGAUGUUAUGAUAAAAAAUAUCACGCAGCUCAUAAUUCGCUUCCCAUUCCUUCAACUCUGAAAGUAUGCAAAAAUAUACCUAGGUCUCGUGGCUCAGAAAAGCAGGGGAAAUAUUGACGGCAAUCACAAUCAAGUAGAUCCGUUGCUUAUUAUGAGUGAACAUAAGGAUCACUUCCCAAAGGUGCGUUCGUUGUUUAAUCAAAUAUAAAUGUCGAAGAAGAUAGAAGAAUUAGUGAACCUCAUGUACCUCUCUUCCUCAUAUUUCUCAGAUGGGAAUGAAUUCGAAGUACGUAGGCGAUGGAUAUCCACUUUGCAGUGAUCUCCCUCGUCAACAUUUCUUGAAGGAAGGUGCCGUAUACCGAUUGCUUGGUGCCGAUCCCAACCCUGAAUUAUUGGUUGAUCCCAGCGAUUGGUACGGGGCGCCUGCGAAGCGAAUAUCACUAGAUUUUACUUCCUCGCCUCUCGCACUUGCUCUCUGCAAUGGAAACGGUAUAGACUGUAACCCGCAAUCUCAGGUCAUCCUUAAGUCCGAUAUCCGGUGCACUGGAAUCGAAUGUGAGAUUCAUCAACCUCGCACGAUUGAGGUUGCGAAGAACCUUUGGUUUGAAUAUGUUCGUCCUCCAUGCGUAAAUCAAGCCUUCUUUAACAAUGGACAAUCUAUAAGAAAGAAUGGCCAUUGUGGUUGGCAAAAAAAUAUGUGUGGAAACCCAUUGAAUCUAGAGGCAUCGACUUUAUGCUGUGACAAUACCAAGUCAUGGGACAUUCCAUGGCGAAGGGAGCUCUUUGGUGGUGAACGUGUCAGUUUUGACAUUUCGUUAGAGAGAUGCUCAGAAAAUGAAGGGUUAAGACUUUGCAAGAACGCUCAAUCUAGCUGGCAAGAUUGCUUCAACGAAUCUCCCGACCCCGGCGGCUACAGGUCUACCAAGAACGGUGGUUGCGAUCGAUGCAAUCAAUUCUAUUGGUUGUCUGAGCCAUGUUCUAUUCAUGCGAAGAUCGGGGUGGAAGGUAGCAUUGCCAUAGUUCACGACUUUGUGGAAACCAGCUCAUUUCAGGAGACCUACAGGAUGGUACGAAAUGACACAAAAAUGUUCUUUCGUGUCGAUUGGAAAACUUCCUACGCUCGAGAUUUUCUAUUAGACUACUCUACCAACUGUAAUUCUUUGGGAUGUUUCGUUGAUGAUCUUGAUGGAACUUGCCAAUGUCAAACGCUAGUUGAGGACGCCAUGGCUUUCGUGAACGAAUCAGAGCUUAUUUCUGUUGAUCAUUUAUUAGCAACUGCUGAUAUUGGAGCAUUUCCUCCUUCAGAUUCAUUUGUCCCUACUGUUGUUGACGGCAUCCAUAAGUAUCCUCCAGGGAUAUUGUCUCAGGAGACGGUCUUCAAAGUUACUGACUUCAACGGACAAAUUACCUACAGGAAGAAUCUCGUAUCAAUUGUUAAGUUGGGGAAUGGGAAACUUUCUUUUCGAAAUCCAGUCUCAUUUUGGUCACUAUCUGAGCACACAGUUCGCGAUGCACGAAACGAAUUAGAUGCUGCUCUUGAGCAUUACUUUUACCACCAAAAUGUUGCACCAUUCGUUGCAUACCGACUAGCGCAAAGAUUUGGAACAUCGAAUCCAAGUCCACGCUACAUCGAUGUCAUAGCGACAGCCUUUCGAACUGGUACAUACUCAAAUGGAUCUAGAUUUUUUGGAAGUAAGAAGUAUGGUUGUCUACAGGCAACUAUCGCAGCUGUCGUUCUAGAUAGAGAGGCACAAGACCACAUCCUUGAUGCUGAUCCCACGUCGUAAGUAUUCGGUCGUUUGUUUGGCAUUCAGGGAUAUUUCUGACUUCUUUUUUGCUUUUCUUACCAUGAUUACUUUCUUUUUCACAGUGGACACCUUCGAGAAAUCCUUUUGAAACUUAUUCAAAUUUAUAGAUCCUUGGAGUUUGCUCCAGAUGCUGACAAUCCGUUGCCAGUAUUCAAGUUCAAUUUACAAGACCGGAUUAAACAGGCACCACAUAGUAUUCCAAGCGUUUUCUCUUUCUUCAAGCCACAAUACAGUCCUCCGGGUACGUACAUCAAUAACUCGUGAAGCGAAGAAUGCAAUGCGAUAGGUUCUUGUAUCAAUUUUCAAUUGUGAAAACUAAUGAUUGUUUUUCGACAACAGGCAUUGUGUCAGCAGCGGAGAUGGUUUCCCCGGAGAGUCAGAUCUUGAACGGACCAAACGCAGUAACAACAAUGAAUCUAUUUUUGAGCCAUCUGAAGUAUGGCCCUUCCAAUUGUUACUCAGGAAUGGGGAUCAGCGGGAGGAUUGCGACUGGUUGGACGAAUAAAUGUGAAAUUGGGAACAACAUAUACAAUCAGGGGAACAAUAAGUAUCUUCCAAGUGCGUAUGGAUUGAACGAGGCAUCAGCCAGUGAAGUCAUUGAUGAUCUCGCGAUGCUACUGACAAGUGGGCGGCUUAGCCCUGAAAAUAGAGGAAUAAUGAAAGAGGUAUUUGAUCACACCCUUGCAUCUGGAAAGGGCGAGUUCGAAGCUAUGAUCAAUGUGCAGCAAUUGAUGGUCUUAUCUCCUGAGUUUCAUACCACGGGUUUGGUACAGAAGACGGGCAAAAAACGCCCCCUUCCUACCAAGCCCGAUGCAACAAAUAUUCCAUACAAGGCAGUGAUUUAUCUUAUGCUUGGGGGAGGAAUGGAUUCAUUCAAUGUUUUGGUCCCAGACUCGUGUAGCGGUAAAAAUGCAGCUGGGCAAACUGUUGAUGAGCAGUACUUAGAGCAGCGUGACGUUCUUGCUUUUGAUCGUUCACAGGGAGAGUUUGAUUUUAAAAUCAAUCCGAAAACUGAACAGCCAUGUGAGUCAUUUGCAAUUAAUAAAGAUCUUAAAUACAUGAAGCAGUUAUACGACGAAGGUGAUCUGCUUUUCAUGGCAAAUACAGGAAUUGUCAAUCAAAACGGCAUGACAAUAAAGAAUUAUAAUACAAAAACACGAUCGCGGUUAUUUGACCAUGCUGGAAUGCAAAAGGAAGCGAAGAGGGUAGAUCCAUAUGACACAUUUGUGGGAACCGGAGUUUUGGGUAGAGCAAAAGAUGUCUUGACGCAGAAAGGACACGUGGUAAAUGCGAUGAGUGUUAAUGGAGCGUCGGUAACCUUAACCGGAACACCAGGCCUAUCUACGUCAAUGACUGUUGUGAGCUCAGGAGGAGUAUCCCCAUUUGGAAAGAGGCCAAACCAUGAGAAGUAUUUUGAACUUGAACGAUAUGCAGAAGAGCUUAACGCUGAGGUGGACUUGUUUUCUAGUGUUUUUGGGGAGACGUGGUCAGAUCACUUUGUAAAUGGAGUAGAAGAAGCCUUCAAUUUUGACAAAUUGCUUGCCGAUGUUGAAGUCGAUCCCAACAUAUGGAAUCGAGAUGAUAGUUCGCUACAUGGUAAGCUAAAAAUCAUUGCCAGACUUAUCAAGAUUCGUGAAGAACGGAAUGCCGAUCGAGAUGUCUUCUAUACCGAUCACAAUAUCUUUGACCAUCAUUCAGACAUGAAAAACAGACUUGGAAAGGGACUCAGCGAAGUCGAUAAUAAUCUAAAAAUGCUCGUUGAGGAGUUGAAGUCUGAAAAUUUGUGGGAUAAUGUAACCAUUGUUGUGGCAUCAGAGUUUGCUAGAACCAUAACACCUAACAGCGUAAGUACUCUUCGAUGGUCUUUGAACUCAAUUUUUCUUCAUCAUGUUUGAUUGACUCACUUUUUUAUAAAUGGCGCACCCAUAGAACAAAGGCUCGGAUCAUGCAUGGGGCGGAAAUUAUUGGAUGCUCGGUGGCAAUGUCAGGGGCGGUCGAGUCGUCGGGAAAUAUCCGGACGACAUCACAAAGGAAAGUCCUCUGAAUGCGGGAUCAAACGCAAGAGUGCGGUUCAUCCCAACAACUAGCUGGGAUUCCGUUUGGCAUGGUAUAAUACAGUGGUUUGGUGUUGAUGAAAAAGACCUCGAUUACUGUCUUCCAAAUAGAAAUAACACAGCUAGCCCUGUGGUGGGAGCGGGGGACUUUCCUCUCUUGAAUAGAAUUGAUUUGUUCGAAUCCCAAGACACUCCCACUGACGAAUUGCCCAAACAAAGAAAACUUAGGCAGGCAUCGAUUCAAUCGAAAUCUGUAUGAGUACGUGGGUUUGGCAUCCUUACUAAGCAGAUAUUUUCUGAAAUGAGAAAUGAAAACAAACCAGUAGCAUUAGC
Molecule: messenger RNA, 6378 nt
Organism: Pseudo-nitzschia multistriata
Lineage: Eukaryota; Bacillariophyta; Bacillariophyceae; Bacillariales; Bacillariaceae
Source: the annotation of a GenBank genome assembly